Entrophospora candida is the source of this 1616-nucleotide messenger RNA. The record is from the annotation of a GenBank genome assembly. NCBI's taxonomy places the organism in Eukaryota, Fungi, Glomeromycota, Glomeromycetes, Entrophosporales, Entrophosporaceae.
AUGAAGAAGAUUUUGAAACAUUACUUUCUGCAUUGUUAGUAAAUCACCAAUGGUGUAAUAAUAUAAUUCCGAUAUUAUGGAAAAGACCAUUCACUUUGACAAAUAAUACCUUAUCAGAAUCGUCAUUAGCAAAAAUUAUAAAUAUUUAUUUAAAGCUUUUACCUGAUGAAUCGAUUGAUUUAUUAAAUUUAAAAUCGAUUAUCAGUAGUCAAGAAAAUAGCAAGCCAAAGUUUAAUUAUGUUGAACAUCUUAGAGAAUUUGACUUUAAAAAAUUGUAUGAAGGUGUUGGUGAAUGGUGGGAAAAUUUUUACAAAGACAGGAUUGAUUUGGAUAUUGAACUUAUGAAAUUAUCUUUUAAUGAUAAUAAGGUACAAGAAAAUAAUGAUGACGUUGAAUGGAAUAGGCCUGUACAAAUCAAAUUGUGUGAUAUAGGCAAAUAUAUCAGCAAAAAUAAUCACAAGCUACAGCAACAAGAAGUAGCAGAUGAAAAUGAAAAUUAUGAAGAUCAAGCAGAAGAACAAGUUGAGGUUGAGGUUGAAGAAAAGAAACAUAUUCCAUUUGAAGAUACUGAAGAAGCUCACAAAAUGAAAAUUAUCCAAGAACUCAUUAAAAUAUUUAUUGCUGAAAGUAAAAGUUUAGAUAAGAUCAACAUUGACACACGUAAUUUAUCAACAACUCUAUCAAUUCAUUUUGAUAAAUAUAUAGAUCUAUCAUCAUCUUCAUUAUUAUCAAAUAGUAAUAGCAGUAGUAGUCUAAGCAAGUUAUCAGAAUUGGUUUGCAUAGGAGAUUUUUAUAAAGGAAAAAUACUUAAUAAUUUAUUAAAUGUUUCAAAAAACAUUAAUAAAAUUUGUGUAGCUGAUUCAUAUAAAACAUCAAUUAAACAAUUGAUUUCAUUAAUUAAAUCUCAACAAAAAUUAGAAACAUUAUAUUUUAUAGGAGGAUUUGUUGAUAUUUCAAAUCUUUUAUGGUCAUUGGAAUCUCAAGCAGGAAAUCUUAAAGAGAUUCAGUUAAUAAAUUGUUUUGUUAAAGACAUUAAAUCAAUCAAAGGUAUAACUUCAUGUUCAGACAUGGAAGAAUUAAAAAAGCUCAUAAUCAAAUGUAGUUCACAAUUGGAAGAAAUUAAAUUAAAUUUAGAUUUAUAUUAUUAUGUCAACUUGAUCAAUAUUAUCUCAGAAAAUUGUCCAAAUUUAAAGUUAUUUUCUGCAAAUAUUAAAACAGAUGACACAGUUAAUGAUCUUUUUAAUAUAUUGAUGUCUUGUAGAUUUUUGGAAUCUAUAAUAAUUUUUGGAACUUAUAAAACAACUUUUUUGGAUGUUAGUGAUAUUUUACCUCAAAUGGGUUUAUUAUUGCCACCAACAAUCAAAUCUUUAGAUAUAACUAGAUGGACAUUUCCUAGUGAAAGUUUGGAUUUAUUUUUAAGAAACUGUGAUAUUAAUAUCAAGUUUCAAUAUUUAUCAUGGCAUUGUUAUCUUAAUGCAAAUAAUCAUAUUCUUGUUAUAGAAAAAUAUGCCAAAGAAAGAAAUCUUUCUAUCAAAGAGACUAAGGUUGAUUAUUAUGAAGCUGGAUAUGGGUGGAAUCGAAAUGUUUGUCAUGUUGUUGUAGAAUUAAACGAGUAA